Molecule: messenger RNA, 261 nt
Organism: Raphanus sativus (radish)
Lineage: Eukaryota; Viridiplantae; Streptophyta; Magnoliopsida; Brassicales; Brassicaceae
Product: putative defensin-like protein 234
Biological process (GO): signal transduction
Source: RefSeq, a predicted model, not a curated record
AUGAGAUCUGCUACUGUUUUUAUGGUUUCUUUAUUCAUAUUUUUCGUUCUGGUCCACGUCAAAGAUGUAGAAGCUGGACUGACUCUAAUGGGUAGCCUAUGCGGCCAGAAGGAUAUAUUUAUCGGGGGAUGCGGCCAUGAUGGAAGCGAAACGUGCAUCAACGACUUUGUUAAGAAAGGAGGUGAUGGCAAUAGGCCAUAUAGUUGCAAGUGUGACAACUUUGGCAGAAAACAUAUAUGUAGAUGUAAAGUUCCUUGUUAG